Messenger RNA from Epinephelus moara (kelp grouper), 3204 nucleotides. Its product is annotated as retrovirus-related Pol polyprotein from transposon 412. The record is from RefSeq and is a predicted model, not a curated record. Gene Ontology annotation, biological process: DNA integration. Gene Ontology annotation, molecular function: nucleic acid binding. The transcript is spliced from 3 exons. The coding region runs from base 1 to 3204 and encodes 1067 amino acids. NCBI's taxonomy places the organism in Eukaryota, Metazoa, Chordata, Actinopteri, Perciformes, Serranidae.
AUGAAAAUCGUGGCUGCCACAUGUUCUGAGCAGUACUCAGGCUCUACAGUACUGUUUGAGCCCUUGGAUGCUGGUUUGCCAGCUGGGUUGCUUGCUUCCCCUACCUUGGUCCGCGUAAUCGGGGGCACGGCCUACAUACCUGUCAGUAAUGUUGGCUCCACUGACAUUGUGUUGCAUCCUCGCACUGCUGUUGGCACACUGGACUUUGUAAAUGUCGUCAGCCUUCUUUCAGGGAUCACCGAGGUGCCUUCAAGUGUGGCCACCGUGUCCUCCCAGACAGCUUCCCCUAGUGUGCAGCAGCAGGUAGAGAACAUUGAUCUGUCCACGUUAUCUGUUGAGGAACAGGGUCAGGUGAGAUCAUUGCUUAGGCAGUACACUCCUGUCUUUUCAGCCCAUGAUGGCGAUCUGGGUUGUACACACCUCAUCUCCCAUGACAUUCCUUUGGUGGACGAUACUCCAGUGAGGCACAUCCCACCCUCAGAAUAUGAGGUUGUGCAGGAACACAUCAGCCAGCUGCUUGCAUCACAGGUCAUUCGGGAGAGUAGUAGCCCCUACGCGUCUCCUAUUGUGUUGGUACGGAAGAAAGAUGGCAGCAUACGCCUGUGUGUUGACUACAGGCAGCUCAACAGUAAGACUCGAAAAGAUGCUUUUCCUCUGCCACGCAUAGAGGAGUCUCUGGAUGCGUUGUCUGGUGCUUGCUGGUUCUCAACCCUGGACUUGGCCAGUGGUUACAACGAGGUGCCAGUCACUGAGGCAGACCGUUCAAAGACUGCAUUUUGUACACCAUUUGGCUUGUUUGAGUGGAACAGAAUGCCUUUUGGGCUCUGCAAUGCACCCGGCACCUUCCAGAGGCUAAUGCAGCGCAUCUUCGGGGACCAACAGUGCCAGUCCUUACUUUUGUACCUUGAUGACAUUGUCGUGUUUUCCUCCACUGUGGAACAGCAUCUGGAGAGGUUGAAGGUGGUGCUAGGGCGGCUUCAACAGGAGGGUCUUAAAGCCAAACUCGGCAAGUGUUUGUUCUUCCAGAAACAGGUACACUAUUUGGGCCAUGUGAUUUCUGGCAACGGUGUCUCCACCGAUCCGAGUAAGGUCGAAGCGGUUGCCAACUGGCCAAUUCCCACCACUGCCCCUGAGCUGCGUUAUUUCCUUGGUUUCGCCAGUUAUUACCGGUGGUUUGUGGAGGGAUUUGCUAAACUAGCAGCCCCUCUGCAUAAAGCUGUAGCUGCGUGUGGUAACGGCAAGUCUGGUAGAAAGACCGACCAGCAGCUUCUCAGGUGUUGGACUGACAAGUGCCACCAGAGCUUUGCAGCACUGAAGGCUAAGCUCACCACCACACCAGUGUUAGCCUACGCAGACUUUGCCCUCCCGUUCAUUCUGGAGGUGGAUGCAAGCCAUGGUGGCUUGGGAGCAGUCCUUUCUCAGGUGCAGGCAGGCAAGGUGAGACCAAUAGCCUAUGCUAGCCGGGGUUUGAGACCCACAGAGAGGAACAUGGUGAAUUACAGCUCCAUGAAACUUGAGUUCUUGGCCCUUAAGUGGGCCAUGACGGAGAAAUUUAGGGAGUACCUGCUGGGCAAUAAGUGUGUUGUGUACACUGAUAACAAUCCCCUCAGUCAUUUGUCCUCUGCUAAGUUGGCCGCCACUGAGCAGAGAUGGGCAGCCCAGCUAGCCUCUUUCGAUUUUGAGAUCAAGUAUCGGUCAGGGCGGAAUAACACCAAUGCGGACGCUCUUUCUCGUCAACAUCCCCCGGGCCCCCAGGACGUAGAGGCUAUGCUCCCAGGUACCGCCAUGCCCAAGCCGUUGCAGCAAGCUUUGGGGUUGGGGAAGGCUGAGGUCAUGCAAGCUUCCAUUUCAGUCAUGCCUCAGUACACCACCACUGAGCUUCGUGCCUCUCAACAGGCUGAUCCUGUUAUACAGGAAUUGUUUGGGUUGUGGAAGCAGAAGCGUCGUCCCAGCCGUGAGGUGCGGGCACAGCUGUCCCAAUCCACACUUGUUUUGCUUCGGCAGUGGGACCGCCUGGUUGAGAAAGAUGGCAUCUUGUAUCGUAAAGUGUUGUACCCAGAUGGCGCUGAGGCCGUGUUCCAGCUGUUGUUGCCUAGUGUGUUGACUAACGAGGUCUUGACUCAAGUCCACCAGGAGCACGGGCACCAGGGAGUGGAGCGGACACUGGCAUUCCUACGGUCCCGAUGCUACUGGCCUGGUAUGUCCUCUGAUGUGGCCCAAUGGUGUCAGACAUGUGAGAGGUGUCAAGUGGCCAAGGAUGUCCACCCAAGGGCUCGUGGCUUUAUGGGACAUCUGUUGGCUUCACGCCCCAAUGAAAUCCUUGCCAUUGACUACACCACUCUAGAGCCUGCCCAGAAUGGCAUAGAAAACGUCUUGGUCCUGACAGAUGUUUUUAGCAAAUACACAGUUGCUGUCCCCACCCGGGAUCAGCGUGCUGCCACUGUGGCGAAGGUCUUGGUGUCGGAGUGGUUCUACAAGUUUGGCGUCCCUGCUCGUUUGCACUCCGACCAGGGCCGUAACUUCGAAAGCUCUUUCAUUCAGCAGUUGUGCAAUUUGUAUGGCGUUGUAAAAUCACGCACUACCCCAUACCACCCAGAAGGAAAUGGUCAGUGUGAGCGGUUUAACCGGACGCUCCACAACAUGCUUCGUACACUGCCAGUGUCCCGAAAAAGGGAUUGGCAUGUGUGUCUGCCCCAUGUGCUAUUUUGCCAUAACACAACUCCCCAUCAGUCCACAGGAGAGACUCCCUUCUUCUUAAUGUUCGGUGAGGAACCCAGACUGCCAGUAGACUUUCUGUUGGGUAGAGCUGAGAGUCCUGUUGGUGGGUCCAUUCAUGAGUGGGUUCAAGAACAUCAAGCUGGACUGCAGGUAGCAUUUGAAGGCGCUAGGGAACGCUUGCAACAGGCUGCUGAUCACCGAAAAGAAGGGCCGCCUUCUGAAGAGGAGUGCUCAUUUGAGUAUGACUUGCUUGUGCUUGGCCAGCAGCCUUCUGUGGCCACUUCUGCCUUGCCCCCUGCCAGACCGGCUGUGGCCACGUCCCAACUGUGGCUCCACGCCGGACCACACGGCAAACUGCUGGCCAGCACCCAAAUGUCCACCGUCUUCCACGGUCAGCUGGAGAGGUCCCGGCUGCCAAUCCGCCGACUUCCGUGUCCAAUGCAGUCUCUGCUUUGUUUAGACCUUGGAGGUAGCUUACUGUGUUAG